This is a messenger RNA of Eruca vesicaria subsp. sativa (arugula), 1794 nucleotides long. NCBI's taxonomy places the organism in Eukaryota, Viridiplantae, Streptophyta, Magnoliopsida, Brassicales, Brassicaceae. The record is from the annotation of a GenBank genome assembly.
AUGGGAUCGGAAGAAGGUGACGAUGGGCUUCGUCGGAGAGGUUGUUCAUGCACGAAAGACGAUUUUCUCCCAGAGGAAUCAUUCAAAAGCAUGGGGAAUUACUUUAAAGCACUUAAAGAGACACCGAGUCGGUUCAUAGACCGUGUAAUGACACGGUCACAAGACUCGGUGGAGCUUCACGAAAUGAAGGCACGUAGUGGUCACGAAAUGAAGAAAACGUUAACGUGGUGGGAUCUGAUGUGGUUCGGGGUUGGAGCUGUCAUCGGCUCUGGAAUAUUUGUUCUUACCGGACAAGAAGCACGGGAAAGUGCUGGUCCCGCUGUUGUUGUGUCCUUUGUCGUCUCAGGUGUCUCCGCUAUGCUCUCCGUCUUUUGUUACACCGAGUUUGCCGUAGAGAUUCCUGUUGCAGGUGGUUCUUUCGCUUACUUGAGAGUGGAGCUGGGCGACUUCAUGGCUUUCAUCGCUGCUGGAAAUAUAAUCCUCCAAUACAUAGUCGGUGGAGCCGCCGUAGCUAGGUCAUGGACCUCUUACUUCGCCACUCUCUUAAACCAUAAACCUGACGACUUCCGCAUAAUAGCUCACAGUCUCCACGAAGACUAUAACCACUUAGAUCCAAUCGCGGUCGGCGUUUGCGUGAUCAUUUGCGUUUUAGCCGCCAUUGGCACAAAAGGCUCAUCAGUCUUCAACUACAUCGCUUCUAUUAUCCAUAUGCUAGUGAUUCUCUUUAUCGUCAUAGCAGGAUUCACUAGAGCUGAUUUCAAAAACUACUCCGACUUCGCUCCAUUCGGAGCUAGAGGAGUGUUUAAGUCUUCGUCGGUUCUUUUCUUUGCUUAUAUUGGAUUCGAUGCGGUUUCAACCAUGGCUGAGGAGACCAAGAAUCCUGGCAGAGACAUUCCCAUUGGUCUUGUUGGGUCGAUGGUGCUUACUACGGUUUGUUAUUGUCUCAUGGCGGCUGCGUUGUGUCUUAUGCAACCGUAUGGGCAGAUUGAUCCGGAUGCACCUUUUUCUGUCGCGUUCUCUGCUGUUGGAUGGGAUUGGGCUAAGUACCUAGUCGCCUUUGGUGCUCUUAAAGGAAUGACGACCGUAUUAUUAGUCGGAGCCAUUGGGGAAGCUAGGUACAUGACGCACAUCGCCAGAGCUCACAUGAUGCCACCAUGGCUAGCUCAUGUUAACGCAAAGACCGGAACACCGAUCAACGCGACAGUGGUUAUGCUGACCGCGACAGCUCUCAUCGCAUUAUUCACUAAACUAGGAAUCUUAGCCGAUCUCUUAUCCGUGUCCACACUUUUCAUCUUCAUGUUAGUCGCGGUGGCUCUUCUCAUUAGGAGGUAUUACGUCACCGGAGAAACAUCUUCACGUGACCGGAACACGUUUUUAGUGUUCUUAGGUUUGAUUCUUGCAUCCUCGGUCGCGACUGCUGUAUAUUGGGCCUUGGAAAAGGACAGUUGGAUUGGUUAUUGCGUUACGGUUCCUGUUUGGUUCUUGUCCACCGCUGGGAUGAAGUUUCUUGUGGCACAAGCUAGGGCUCCGAAACUUUGGGGUGUUCCUUUGGUUCCGUGGUUGCCUUCUGCUUCCAUCGCUAUUAAUAUAUUUCUUCUUGGUUCGAUCGAUGGAAAGUCGUAUAUUAGGUUUGCGAUAUGGACUGGUGUUCUUCUUGUUUACUACUUAUUGUUUGGUUUGCACGCAACUUACGAUACUGCCAAGGAGACACUGAAGGAGAAGAUGAUGUUGCAGAAUGCUGAGGAAGGUAGUGUUGCUACAGAUAAAUCUGGUGCUGCCACGUCAGAUCACUAG